This is a messenger RNA of Diplodia corticola, 1341 nucleotides long. RefSeq lists its product as uncharacterized. Bases 1 to 1341 code for a protein of 446 amino acids. The transcript has a single exon. The record is from RefSeq and is a predicted model, not a curated record. NCBI's taxonomy places the organism in Eukaryota, Fungi, Ascomycota, Dothideomycetes, Botryosphaeriales, Botryosphaeriaceae.
AUGGCACGCAGACGCCGUCGCAAGGCUCAGGCAGAAAAGAAGGCUUCUGGUGAAGAGAUGGGUGGAUCUACAGAAGACCAGCUUGAGGCCACGCCUUGGCCGUCGACGAUAUACACCAAGGAGGAACUGGAGCCGUACAAGAAAUUCCCUGUCCUCUAUGGAGAACGCAAGUUUGCCCGGGAAUUUCCAAAGGAAAAGCAGACUUUGAGCUUCACUGACGACCUACCCGCCGAGUUGCGGCUCAUGGUUUACGAGCGUGUCCCACUGCAUGUAUCGGGCGGCUUCCUCGAGCUUUGGAGCCCGGCAAUUUGGCACCAUGAGGCACGUUGGCGGUGGAGGGACUGGGCGGCGCUCUCGACGCCCUUGAAGAACACAUUCUGGCAGUAUGCUUCGAAGCGCAGGGCUCUGUCGCUCAUGAGACUGUGCAAGAAGAUGUACGGCGAGGUGGCACACAUGUUCUACACCAAACAGAACUUUCGCUUCACCAACCUCGACGGCGUCUUGAUGCUCGGCGCGUGGCUGCACACAAUCAACGCAGCCCAUUUCCGGUACUUGCGCCACGUCACGGUUCACGCUGCGCUGCACUACCGAGGGGACGGGAGCAUAGCGGAUUCUGGCCAGUGGAACGCCUUCCAGCAGCUGGUGGCGAGGCGGGGCAUGAAGUUCCCAUGCUUCAAGUACAGGCGCACGCCGAAAUACUAUGACGCCGGAAAGGUCGGCCAUGAAAGCACCGUCAACCGAGUCGUCUCGAUCCUCAAGUCCCUCCCGGACCUGCGCAGGCUCGAGGUCCUUUUCGAGUGGGACUCGCCCUUCAUCGGCUUCAACGACCGCCGGAUGGUAGACUGCUACCUAGGCUACCCGGAGCAGCUCGAGCCCGCCGCGGCCGUCAGACACGUUGUGGAGGACCAUUGUCGCGAUCCAACAUGGUGGCCGCUGCUGGCGGGGAUCAAGCGGGAGGCUGUGUCGCCCGACUUGAAGAUGGCCCUGGUGCUUCUCUAUGGCCCGAACGACGUCAGCACCUACGAGCUGGCAUCUCCGUACGUCGACGAGAAAAUGCGAGCGGGGAGAUGGCUGGGAGCUUAUGCCAAGAUCAUGGGCUACGACUUCGGGCAUGCGCGGUGGGAAAAGGGCGCGUACCAGGUCAGGUACGAUGCGAACGAGCUGCUCGCACGUCGUGAGAUCAAGGAGGACGAGGAGGGACCGUUCCUGCCAGAGCCUCCUGAAGUGCAGCACGGCGUGUACGCCCAGGCAGCCAAGCCGGGGGGCUCCAUAACAGACUGCCACGCUUUCGUCGAGGAAGAGCGUAGGCGGACGCGCCAGAACUGGUGGUGGUGGUGGUAG